CAAUGUCAAAAAGAGAAAAAAGUUUUGCGAUCGUGGUGAUUGCUGAUCGUAAUUUUACGAUAAAUUACAAAAUACUAAUCGAUAUUCUAUUUUUUACUGAAUCAAGUGAUUAAAUACAAUACAGUUUAUCGAAUAAUUACACAUUAUAAAACUUAUCUACAAUGGAUUCAGACAAUUUAACCAAACAGGCUGAAGAAGUAGAAGCCCUGAGUGCCAUCUACGGUGACGACUGGAUCACAGAGAGUGAAGUAACGAGGUCGUAUAGCAUUAGGAUAGAGGAGAAUAAAAACGAAGUAAGGCUGUAUGUGACAAUGCCUGAUGACUAUCCGUCUCAUUCCCCGCCAAAAUAUGAGUUGUCGGCCCCUUGGAUGGAUCGGAAGGCCAAAACGCAGCUACACCAUCAGUUAGACGAAGUAUACUUAGAGAAUGUAGGUGAGAAUGUCAUAUUUCAGUGGGUUGAGAAGAUACGAGAAGUGUUACAAGCAAUCAAACCGGCUGAGAAGAAGGUAGAAGCAAAACCUCAGGCUGUUGAGUCAUUAGAUUUAGCUUUGUUAGAUAUAAACUGUCCGGAUAUCACUCAUGGUGAAGUGAUUGUAGACAGAAAGAGCUCAUUCCAAGGUCAUGCUGCUGAAGUACAUUGUCUUGAAGAUGUCAAUGCCGUCUUAACAAAAUUAAAGCUAAACAAGAAGAUUCUAAACGCCACACACAACAUGUACGCGUACCGCAUAGAACGCAAGACGGCUAAAGGCACCAGCAUACUGCAGGAUUGUGAUGAUGACGGAGAGGCCCAUGCUGGCGGGAGGAUGUUACAUCUGCUGCAGAUAUUAGACCAGAAGAAUACGCUUGUUGUUGUGUCUAGAUGGUACGGAGGUAUACAACUAGGCCCCGAUAGAUUCCGGCACAUAAACAACGCGACCAGACAAGUUAUACAACAGGCAGGGUUACUGAAGAAAUGACGUUUAGCUUAGAACAUAGCAUAAAGCGAAUAUUACUGCUACUUGGAAGAUAACUGCUUUGUGGAUUACCCAUCAAAAUACCCGCAGAAUAAAAUCUAAAAUUCAUUAUAUAGCUGUGUUUAGCGAUUUUUUAUUUUUUUAAUUCUCUAAUGUCUGAUGUGUUUCGAGGAGUGCUAAGUACGAUCGCUCCGUGGAUACGUGACUAUCCAUAUUAUACGUACUGCUUUGUAUCUCAGAAACACAGUUAUGCCUGUACUUUGGCAUUUUUGGUAUCUUUGGCAGGAUAUUGCUGGAUACUGGGGUAUUUUUAUUUUAUUUAUUUGGGGAAAAUAACAGUACCUACAACAUUUUCAACAAGAUAUUACAAGUUGAUAUGGGUAGUUAAAUGAUCCACAAAGCUAGUUCCAUUGUGUCUAUUUUGUAUAGACUGUAUCUUUUAGUCAGACUAAGGCAUAGAGUGCCUUCGUAUUCAUAACUUUUUUACUCAGGCAUAAAUAUUACUCCUAGAUUUAUAAGAUGUUUAAUGUAGUGGAACUGAAUUGACUGCUAUUUUAGCUUACUAUAAUGUGUAUGAAAAAUACAAUUAUACAAUCAUACUUUACGAAUUUCUCAAUUAGUCUUACAUACAAAACUGAUGAAAUGAAAAUGUGAAGUUUCGAUAUAAUGGAAUGGUUUGAAUAUGGGUUUCAAUAAGCACAGUCCCCUUGAAAAGUGUUCUUUAAAAAGCCCGAUUUAUUCAAUUCCAAUUUUUUUUUAUAUAUUUUCCAGCCUUACCUGGCAUUGUGAUUAUAUUGGAUCUCUAGCUUAAAAUCCUUAAAUAAGUUUUAAAUAAACCAACGUAAAUGUAUAUAAACCUGUAUAUUAUGUACUUUAUAACAAUAUUUACAAGAUAAUAUUUUUUCACGAUUAAUUUUGUGCUAUCUUUUAUUGUUUCUUGAGUUGUUGUCUGUUGUUUUAACUGUUAUGCAUUUUUUGUCCAAGAAUUUCAGGAGAUCCUGUAAUCAAAAUUUUAUAAUGUAUGACAGGAGGAAUAAAAUGAUUUUGUUUUA
Helicoverpa zea (corn earworm) is the source of this 2005-nucleotide messenger RNA. Its product is annotated as protein IMPACT-B-like. The transcript has 6 exons. Gene Ontology annotation, biological process: regulation of translational initiation. Gene Ontology annotation, molecular function: protein binding. Lineage: Eukaryota; Metazoa; Arthropoda; Insecta; Lepidoptera; Noctuidae. Gene Ontology annotation, cellular component: cytoplasm. The record is from RefSeq and is a predicted model, not a curated record. Bases 162 to 956 code for a protein of 264 amino acids.